CAUAGGGGCCGCAUUGAGCGUGCGCGCAGCUCCGGGUCGGGGCCGGUGUCGGUGCCGCGAUGUGGCGGCGGCCGGCAGCGCUGCUGCUGGUGUUCGCGGGAUCCACGCUAUCGCUGUGGCUGCUGUCGGCGUGGCUGGGAGCGGGGCAGACCCGCAGGCCGCUGCGCUUCCCGUCGGACCUGGAGGAGCUGCGGGAGCUGAGCGAGGCGCUGCGGGACUACGAGCGGCGGCACCGCGGGGCGGCUGUAGCGCUGUUCUGUGCCGCCUACCUCUACAAGCAGAGCUUCGCCAUCCCCGGCUCCAGCCUGCUGAACGUCCUGGCCGGAGCGCUGUUCGGGCCGUGGGUCGGGCUGCUGCUCUGCUCGGCGCUCACGUCGCUGGGAGCCACCUGCUGCUACCUGCUGUCCAGAGCCUUUGGGAAGCGCUUGGUGGUGCGGUACUUCCCUGAUAAAGUGGCUUUGCUGCAAAGGAAGGUCGAAGAGAACAGGAGCUGCCUGUUUUUCUUCCUGCUGUUCCUGAGGCUGUUCCCCAUGACACCAAAUUGGUUUCUGAAUCUCUCGGCUCCCAUCCUCAACAUCCCCAUUGCUCAGUUCUUCUUCUCCGUUCUCAUCGGUCUUACCCCCUAUAACUUCAUCUGUGUACAGACAGGAGCCAUUCUGUCACAAAUCAACUCUCUGGAUGCCAUUUUCUCUUGGGACACGCUGCUCAAACUGCUUCUGAUGGCCAUGGCAGCAUUGAUACCAGGGACUCUGAUCAAGAAAUACAGCAAGAAGCACUUAAAGCUGGAUGAAGAUGAGCACGCUCCAUUACUCAAUGGCAAAAAGAACAUGUGAUGGCUCAGAUGGCCCAGGUGCUGUGGGUCUCUGUUCCUAUGGGUUAUGUUCUGCAUGCUCUGUGUCCUUGUGGACCAUGGAUAAUUGCAGCUUUUACUCUUCUCCUCAUCUAAGAGGAGGUGUAACGUUCUCCUUUUUAAUUCAUGUUUUAUCGUGCAUGGAUCUGCACUGGAAAAAUAUAAAAGAAGGAAACUUGGUGAACACUGGAGGUAGAUCGCCUGCGUCCUUUAAGUCAACCAGCAUCUCUGCUGUGCUGGCAGGUGUUGCCUGCCUAUUGCAAAGGCAUCAGCACCUGGCAGAGAACACGUGGGUGCUUAAAGUCUGCCUGUGUGCCAUCACAUCUGGUACUCAGAGCUCUGGGUAGUUCCAGCUCAGCUGGGGUUAGGAGAUAGGCAGCUUCUCGUUAAUUACUGAAAGACUUUGUCCCAAAGCAUAACGCAAACCAUUCCCAGAUACCAGACCAGCCUGAUAAGCGUUGAAGUACACUGGCUUUUUAUUCCAUGCAUUGUUUGCUUUGAUAGUCAUUCUUGUUUCCAUCACUGUACACUGUUCAAUACAAAAAAAAAAAAAAAAA
This is a messenger RNA of Coturnix japonica (Japanese quail), 1407 nucleotides long. RefSeq names its product transmembrane protein 41A (gene TMEM41A). Lineage: Eukaryota; Metazoa; Chordata; Aves; Galliformes; Phasianidae. The record is from RefSeq and is a predicted model, not a curated record.